Amphibalanus amphitrite is the source of this 4499-nucleotide messenger RNA. Its product is annotated as peptidylglycine alpha-amidating monooxygenase-like. Gene Ontology annotation, cellular component: membrane; extracellular region. Lineage: Eukaryota; Metazoa; Arthropoda; Thecostraca; Balanomorpha; Balanidae. The coding region runs from base 172 to 2790 and encodes 872 amino acids. The record is from RefSeq and is a predicted model, not a curated record. The transcript has 18 exons. Gene Ontology annotation, biological process: peptide metabolic process. Gene Ontology annotation, molecular function: copper ion binding; protein binding; oxidoreductase activity, acting on paired donors, with incorporation or reduction of molecular oxygen, reduced ascorbate as one donor, and incorporation of one atom of oxygen.
AGCGCAAUCGUCAGUCAGCGAGAAAUUCUUGUCGGAGUUGGAGUGGUGUUGUUGUGCUCUGGUGGUUGAACUGUUAUUUAUUCUGGCAAUUAUUUAUUCUGGCAAAUGGUUGUAUAUUUAUAUUGUGUGCGCUUCACGUAAUUGCUUACAUUGACUCACGCGAGAAGUCUGAUGAGUGAAGCCAUGAGUGUCGGAGCGCUCCGGCUGGCGGUGAUCGCCCUGCUGGCGGUGGCUGCGCCUGUCUUCGGCCGCCGGUUCCACACGCGUGGCGAGCCUGCCGUGCGUCCGCAUCACAGCUCUCGGCCCGUCGAGUUCCACAUGCCACCCUAUCAGCCCAAAGAGAAUGACGCCUACGUGUGUACGGGCAUUAAGGUGUCGGAUUUGGCCGGUACGGAUGCCACCGUCUGGGUGACCCAGUACCGCGCCCUGAGUGAUGCCGACACGGCCCAUCACAUGCUGCUCUUCCAGUGCGACGACCUGACGCCUCAGCAGCGCGCCGCCGGAAAAUGGGAGUGCGGCCACCACGGCGUCUGCCAGAACAGCCAGGUGAUGUACGCCUGGGCCAAGAACGCGCCGGCCACCAAGCUGCCUGACGAUGUCGGCUUCAAGAUCGGCGGCACCACGCAGCACAAGUACCUCGUGCUGCAGAUUCAUUACGCUCACCCACUGCCAGCGCCGGAUACGAGCGGCGUGGAGCUGAUGGUUUCAGAGAAGCCCCAAAAGUACCAGGCCGGUAUCUAUCUGCUGCUGGACGGAUCGGUAGUCAUCCCACCAAACACGCCAGUGACGCACGCCGACGUUAACUGUCAGUUUAACGGAGAGAACACUCUGACUGCCUUCGCGUAUCGCGUGCACGCCCACAAGCUGGGCAAGGUCAUCACCGGCUACCGCUACAACACACAGAACCAGACUCUGGUAGAGAUGGCUCGCGGUAACCCGCAGUGGCCCCAGGCGUUCUACCCGAUGAAGCACCCGAUCGAUAUCCAUCCCGGUGACCUGGUGCACGCACGCUGCACAUUCGACUCGACGGGACGAAACAGGACCACAAGGAUUGGCGCCACCUCGGCGGACGAGAUGUGUAACCUGUACGUCAUGUACUACACGGACGCCGAGAAGGGACGCUCGGCGUUCGCCUGUAUGGGUGAGAACGUACCGGAGUUGACGGACGCCCUGCCGGCCAACAGCGACCAGCCACUGCCGCCCAACCCGCUGCUGGAGGAGCACGCCAAACAUACCCAUAAGGAGGACAUGACCAAGACACUUCAGUACAACGUGGCUGCGACGGGCUCGUCGGCCGGCGCAGCGGACAUGCAGUCGGAACAGCAGCCGGAGCAGCCGGAGCUGCAGCCUAUCGGCACUGUACUCAAUCCGGACGACUACGAGCCGGGACGGAUCGCCAAGGCGCUUGGAGGUGUCCAGUUCGUACACAACUGGGGCGGCUCGGCACACACGUUCGGUCAGGCGGUGGCCGUGUCUGUCGACCUCUCGGGUAACGUGGUAGUGUUCCACCGCGCCUCACGCGCCUGGAGCGGUGGCUCGUUUAACGGCAACCGUCUGCGCGAUACCAGCUCGCCCAUUCCGGAGAACACCAUCGUCUAUCUGCGCAACGAUACGGGAGAGAUUGUCUUCCAGAUGGGCGCCAGAUUCUUCUACAUGCCUCACGGCCUGACCAUCGACCACGAGGACAACGUGUGGUGUACCGAUGUCGGCAUGCAUCAGGUGUUCAAGUUCAGCCCGCGCGGCGGGGACGGUACGCCGCAGCUCACCCUCGGCACCAAAUUCGAGCCCGGCUCGGACGACUAUCACUUCUGCAAGCCCACCUCGGUGGCUGUGAUGCGCGACGGCUCGUUCUUCGUGGCUGACGGCUACUGUAACACGCGCAUCCUCAAGUUCGGCCCCGGUGGCGGCCGGCCAGUGCGCACCGUCGGCCGGGCAUCAAGUACGUUCGCUAUUUUUGGCUCACUGCUCGGCCGUCCUCCUGCACUGGACGAGUUCAACAUCCCUCACUCGCUGACGCUACUCGAGGACCGCAACAUGAUCUGUACGGCGGAUAGAGAGAACGGACGCGUCGUCUGUUUCCGCGCCUCCGACCUCAGCGCUACGGAUGUUACCAUCAACUGGCAGCGCUCGAGGAUCUACGGCCUGGCGUAUUCGCCGCGCGAUGGAGGUGCCCUCUUUGUUGUCAACGGGCCCAACUAUGCCGGCAAUAAGGUUCAGGGUUACGUGGUGAGCGUGACGUCCAAGAGUGUGACGUCCACGUUCAGUCCGGACGGUAACGGCCUCUCGAACCCGCACGAUGUGGCCGUGUCUCGGGACGGCUCGGCCGUCUAUGUGGUCGAGCUGAACCCGCGCAAGGUGUGGCGCUUCAACGUCGACGGUCCCCACACCGCUCAGAAGAAGUCGAACGUGCAGACGAGCGCAGCGGCUGGCGUAGCGGGAGGUGUUCAAGACCCCACGGUGGAGUUUGUCAAGUCUCCGGACGCUGCUGGCGACGACUCGGCGGCGCCGUCCCUCUCCGGGCACGCUAAGCUGGCGAUGGCAGCCCUGUUCGGAGUCCCUGUGGUGCUGUUUGUGGUCAUCAUGGCCGUGCUGCGACUCAGGAAGAGAAACCAGCGGCGGCGGUUCUUCCUGCAUAACCUGAACGACGGCCCCGGCCACCGCAAAACCCUCGACUCGCUGCUAGGAACAAAGUCUCGCCAGGGCUUCGAGCCGCUCGCUACCCAGGAUCUAGACGACGACUCAGAUAGUGAUGUAGAGGAGUUCAUCGCUAAGAUCAAGUCGCGCACCUGAGAGGCGAGUGAGGACGAUCCGUGAUUGGACAGUCCUGGGAGGGGUAAGUGAGGUAGGAGAAUUGAGGCGGGUUUCGCGGUGGACAGGACCGCUCAGUGAUGAAGUGACGCGGUGUGGAUGCCGGACAGUGAGAGGUGGUGAUGUGUCUCGCGGACUGCCUGUUGACGGUAUGGUGACUGUACGGCAGUUUUGGCACUGAACCGCAGUGCCGAAGGAUGGUGGUUGUGACGAAUGUUGCGAAACCACGGCACUGAAUUGCAGCACAGUGGUGACAGUGAGGAUGGUUAGUGCAGUGGACUAAAGCACAGACUGUGGUGACAGGAUGGUGAUUGUGACGAAUGAUGCGGAACUUCUGAACUGGGUCCAGUGCAGUGGUGACAGGUGGUUGUGAUGAAUGGUGCGGAACCACUGGACAGGACGACUGGAGUGAUGUGGCAAAGUGGCCAUAUGAUGAACUCACUGCGCUGCAGUGGCUGGCUGGAAUCUGCUGCUCCCAGCGCAUGGAACCUGCCCUCGCCGGCAAAUGAAAAUUGCUCUUGCCAGGGUAUGGAACCUAUCCAUGCCAAUGCAUGAGAUCUGAUAAGUCCAUGUGUCGACCGUGCCAUUCUCUACCUGGCGGCGCUGGCUGCGUCUCCCGCAGACUGAAUCUACUUACGAGUAUCCUAAGAGAACCGGUUUCGGCUGUUCUACUUGGCACUAUCAGACCGAGACGAAGACGAACACCAAACUACUUACCGGGCUUACGGGGCUGUUUCAUAGACAUGAUCUGUCGUGAUGCUUCUUCGUUUUGUAUGACUGUUUUUCAUACUCCUUGCUUUUACAUUCCUUGAUGGUCGUGCAGUCUCGUGUAGACAACUGUCACAAAUUUUACCUGAAGCCGUUUACCAACUCCUAGAUUAGCAUCUUUUGACUUCGCUGCCAUAUAUUCCCACACUACUUAACCAUACCUAGAAUGCCCCGUAUGGCUGCAUCCAUGACCAGCCGCCAAACUGCGACGAACGGUGGCUGCGGGUGCGAGAAAGAGCGGUCAGCCGCGCCGUCUCAUUCUGUGGCCUGUGGUCACCAAAUGCGGUCGAUAACUGACCGUGAAUGCGAUUCGGUCGCGCUCUCAUUGCUGCACACUAGGAACAGUGACGGCUAGGUUAGAGGCGAGGGUCAUACAGACCGGUGCACUUACCGGAGACUGUAUAUAGGGCCUUGCCGGAGACCGGUCUAUGCCUUCCUGUUCUCCGCUGGAUCUGUGAAUUUUAACCCCGUUCGUAGACAGGGCUGUCUGUGUGUCUGCCCGUCUGCCUGUUCGUCUGUCCAUGUGUUUGGGUAGAUGUUCGUCGAGUUUCUCCCCGGCUACCUUAUUUGGCGUCGUUCGCCGCUCGCUCUGAAUCUUUCCAUAAUAGGCGAUGGUGUUUAGUUUCGCUGUUUUUCAGUUGGAUGUAAGAUAUUGUGGCGACACUGGUAUUUUACCCCGUUCGCUGAUAGACUGUGACCUUGAAGGAGUAGGGAUCUAGGCGGCUAGCAAGUGUUGUCGAAGCCUUUUUUGCUUUUAUCAGCACAAUUCUGAUGGUGCUGAUUUGGAAGGCAUUCAUACCUAGACACGGGGUUGUUGGCUGGAAUUGUACUAUUUUAUUCAUUGGUUUUGGUAUAUUUUAUUUUAAUAUAUUUAAAUAUGCGUUAUUAGUGAACGAUAACGUGAAUAAAUGUGAAUCUUUCUA